AUGCAAACACAAGUAUGCGAGGGGUUGUGUGAAAAUUGGUAUUCUUCUGCUGAACCACAAAGACAUAAACAAAGUGCUUCUUUUGGAUAUACUGGCUUUUCUCUCUUUCUUUCUUUUUUUCUUCUCUCUCUUCUAUUUCUUGUGGAUAUUAUGGCUAAUAACACAGCGAGUUCAGGGAGUUCAUUGCCAGAAAACUUUUGGGAUGAUCUCAUAAUAUCCUUUACAGUGUCCAUGGCAAUUGGGCUUGUCAUUGGAGGAUUUAUUUGGGCUCUGUUUGUAUGUCUGUCUCGAAGAAGAGCCAGUGCCCGCAUCUCACAGUGGAGUUCAAGUCGGCGAUCCAGGUCUUCUUACACUCACGGCCUAAACAGGACUGGAUUUUACCGCCACAGUGGCUGUGAACGUCGAAGCAACCUCAGCCUGGCCAGUCUCACUUUCCAGCGACAGGCUUCCCUGGAACAAGGAAAUUCUUUUCCAAGAAAAUCAAGCUUCAGAGCUUCAACUUUCCACCCAUUUCUGCAAAGUCCACCACUUCCUGUGGAAACUGACAGUCAGCUGAUGACUCUUCCUUCUUCCAAUACCUCUUCCACCAUCGACGCUACUAAUAGCCUGAGCCGUCCUGAUUUCCACUGGUCCAGCAACAGUCUUCGAGCUGGCUUUUCACCACCGCCCCCACCUCCCUAUGAGUUGAUCGUGAAGGCAUUCCCAGAUUCCUGAGUAGGGUGCUUUCAUUGUUAAUUUGUUUCUUUUUUUUCCGUCUGUUCUUGAAGGGCUAUUCUAAAUAGACCAAACAGAAUUUUGAGGACACAUGACUGAUGAGUUCCCAAGGUGAAAAACGCUCAUGCAAGUUGGACAUUACGAUGUAAAACAUAUUUUCUUUGAUCACAUUUUUCCUUGUCUCACAAAAAAAGUAAUAUUUUCCCAAAUAGUUAUAUAUUUAUAUAUUUUCUAUUCAACAUAAGGAUUAUUAAAGGUAGUGAUUCUAAUCUAAGAAUGAGCAGUGAUACAGCAUAUAUGUUUUAGAUUAAAAUAAAGACAAGGUAUUUACAGUUUAGAAUCUUCAUUCGUUAUCCAAUGUGAUUAUAAAGGAAAAAAAGUCAGUGUAACUUAAAUUUUUUUUCUAUCCAAAGGAAUUUUGAUUUCACCUUCUUUAGAAUGAAAAGUGAACCAUUUUACAAUUUGGAUUUUUAAUGGAUUAUGUGGGCACAAAAUGACAGAAAAUAGAAGAUUCUGAAGUUUCUUGAUGCCACUCAUUCUUGAGAAGUAUGGGAAUAAAGGAAAGGAAGAUACAUUAUAGGAUACUUCAUAUUUAACACAGAUUUUUGUGCUUUUCCUAAGAACAGUCAUCUACAUCACUAAGGCAGAAUCCUUGGAUUUACUAACAUGAUAAUUUAACUUUUCUUCACUGUUGUUAUUUUGUUAGAAAAGCAACAACUGCAAAUCCAAGUCAUUUGACCUAAAAACAAACUUUAACAGUGAGCUUACAUUUUUCUUAAGGGGUAGUAAAUUCUACUUUUAGAUUUAAAUCUAGCAACUGGGAAAGCACUUUACCUAGGGACCUUAUUCUUUAAAUUCAUGGACAAAUAAGUAAGGGUCAGUGGGGACAAAGUUUGUCAUCGAAAUAGAUGUUACAGCCAUGAAGAAUAUUCUUUCCUGGAUUGACUUAUUAAGCAUCAUCCCUCAUUUGUAGCUCUAUGAUUGUCCACCUCAGAUUCUGUGACAUGUCUUUGUACAAUGAUUAAACCAUGCUAUAUGGUCCUUGGUGCAGCUGUAUAAGGAGUCCACUUCCACAAAUGGCUAUCCUUUUAAUGAAAGGUACAUUCCCCAAAUGUGGGUACCAAAGAGCUUCAGUGACCCAAAUGCCGAAGGAUCCUUUUUUCAUUUAAGGACACAAGUUCACUGGAUAAUGACUCAAAAGUCCUGCAGUUUAUUUCUGACAUGGUAAAUAUUUAGCUUAUGUUGCUCUUUGUUUUUCUGAAGAUUAGGAUUUUCACUGGAAAAAAAAAUGUACUCUCAUUUUAGUUUCUGUAAUGCAGUGGUCCAAGCUAAUACUGUCUGAAUAUGGCUCAAGAAUGUAAUAAUUUUUAUAUAACAGAGAUUUUGUAGAGCAUUUUCUUCCCUUAUGUGUAUUUACUUAUAUUUUUUAUUAUCCCUCAAGGAUAAUUAUUGUAAUUAUUCUUAAUGAUGUCUAUAGAUAGAUGCUCUCUAAUACAAUAUACCGGGAAGAAAAAGAGAAAGGAAGGAAGGAAGGAAGGAAGGAAGGAAGGAAGGAAGGAAGGAAGGAAGGAAGGAAGGGAGGAAGAAAAGAGGAAAAGAGAAAGACAAAAAGGCUCACAGGAUAACCAAUUUGUUUUAAGUUGUUUUUAAGAUUUCAGGAGAUCAUUAACUUAGUAACAAGGCUAUCUUUUGCUUGUAUGAAAUCCUUAACGUUUAACAUGGGAUAUAAGCAAAGUUUAUGGGUUUUAUCUAGAUUUUAUAUUGGGAAUAAAACUGAUUUUUGUCUCACAAAUUAGAAAAUAAAAGCAGAAAUCUUCUGGUGAAUUUAGUCAUCUGGCAGAAUUAUUGUCUCCUCCCUCUUGUAAAUAUUGUGCAACAUAUAAAAUGUGAAAUUAAAGCAAAACCUGCAGACUUUUUUAGUUAUAUUUUUUAUUUGAAAUGUUUCCUUG
Messenger RNA from Rhinolophus ferrumequinum (greater horseshoe bat), 2663 nucleotides. RefSeq names its product MYC target 1 (gene MYCT1). The record is from RefSeq and is a predicted model, not a curated record. Lineage: Eukaryota; Metazoa; Chordata; Mammalia; Chiroptera; Rhinolophidae. Gene Ontology annotation, cellular component: nucleoplasm.